UUAAACCUAAAUUUAAACUUUCCAUGGCCCAAUCAAGCCCUCUCUCAGUUGAACUGGAAACACUGAGUCAUGUACAGGGUCUUGUAGAGGCCUUUCAUGCCUUUGAUUCAGACAAUGAUGGAUUUAUCAACAUGCAAGAGCUUGGUGGAAUCAUGGGAUCGCUCGGAUACAACACGAGUGAACAAGAUGUCCAGGCCAUGAUGCAGAACGGAAAUGCCAAAAAGGAUGGGUUGUUAAGCAUCUCAGAGUUUCUCGAUAUGAACACUGGGAAUUUGGAACUAGGUGAUCUAACUGCUCUUAAAACUGCUUUAGAUGCAUGGGGUCUUGAGGAACAUGAUCUGGUAACAGGAGAACAACUCUAUGAAGUUGUUGCUGAUAUGGGGAUUGAGUUAUCCCUAGAUGAUUGCCAGGACAUUGUUGCUUCCAUGGAUGGAGAUGGGGAUGGAGCCAUAACUUUUGAGGAUUUCAAGCUUAUAGUAAAUUCCCUUGUCUAGAUUUUAAGCAUACUUAUCGUUUCGUCACAUAACACAAGUAGCCAUAAUUUGGAGCAUAAGAUGAUAAACAGAGAUUCACUGUCCUGUUAGAAAUAAGGUAGAUGUUUGAUGUUACGAUAUUUAUGCUGUGUGAUGUAAUUCCGUUCAUCCAUUCAACCAUCAAAUAAAUUAGCAGUUUGAUUA
Molecule: messenger RNA, 677 nt
Organism: Sesamum indicum (sesame)
Lineage: Eukaryota; Viridiplantae; Streptophyta; Magnoliopsida; Lamiales; Pedaliaceae
Product: putative calcium-binding protein CML29
Cellular component (GO): myosin II complex
Molecular function (GO): calcium ion binding
Source: RefSeq, a predicted model, not a curated record